AUAAUAUACAGAAAUGGAUUAUGAAUCAUUAAAAAAAAUUCUCAGUUCCAAUAAUACUUAUAAUGGAGUAAAAGAAUAUAUGGAAGCAGUUUAAUAGUAAAGAAUGUAACUUAAUUGAAUAAAAUAAGGGAUAUUAUCACGUUGUGUGCUGAUGUAAUAAUAAAUAUACUCACAGAUAAUUAAUAAGGAUCUCAUUAUUCAAAAUUCUUAUGUUUGAAAGUAUCUAUAAUUAUUAUUUUAGUUUAUAAAUGAAUUAUUUGAACUACAAGAAUAUGAAUGGAUUGAAAUGGCUUAGAAAAGAAUAUUGCCAAUUUUAGAAGAUUUUGCCAUGUUCAGAAAAGAGAGUUAAGAUGAUGAAAGAGGGAAAUAAUUAUUUCUACAGCAAUCUAUGAAAAAAUAUGAAUAAAUUAAAGAAUUGGAAUAAGUUGGAUAUAUUUUCCAUCGAUAUACAUUAGAGAGUAUAUGGGUUUGGAGUAAAUGGUUUCCUCUUGACACUGCUAUAGGGAAAUUGAGUUUGUAUAAAAUUGCCUAAGAAAGACUUUCAAUUAUGAAAGUUAAAUUUCCUUGUCUUUCUUACUUUACAAUAAAACAAGUCAUUAAUCAUUAGCAAAUCUAAAGGGUAACUAUAACUAUAAUGAAAUAAGCCACCUAAAGAAUUACUAUAAGAAUGCACUUUACUUAUUAAAGAACAUUUAUAGGAUGCAUUAAAAACAGACCUUUCUGCAUUUUAAAGUAGUCUAAUCAAAACUUAUUUUACUAAUACCAAUCAUAAUUUAUAAUCUAUUAAGACUUAUCCUUAAAUUUUUAAAAAUGCACUUGAUUUAAUCAAAUAAGGUAAAUUAGGAACAGAAAUUUAAAAUAAAAUUAAAUCAGCUUAAAUUAAUCAAAUGGGUAAAAAAUUAUUAUAAGCUACCAAAAAUUUAAAAUAAAGUAGAGGGGCUUUUUCUGAAUCGAUUUUUGGAUUUACUCAAAUAAUUGGAGAAAAAGAAAAAUUACUCUCAGAAAUAAGUGCUCAUAUUAUUGAAAAAGAUUAAUUAAAUAAUUAACUAUUUAAUUAAAAGCAAAAAAAUUAAGAAUUAAUAUAGGAAAUAGAAAGAUUAAAAUAAUCAAUCGCACAAUAAUAAAUUUUAAAUAAUUAAUAAUCUACAAAUUCAUUUUAUUAAUUAAAUAAUACUUAAAAUUAGGAAUUUUUAAAAGGAUAAGAUAAAUUAAUAUAAAAAAAAGAUUAAGAAAUAAAAAAAUUAAAAGAUUUAAAUUAAAAUUAUUAAGAAAUAAUAGAGUAAUUAAAAAAUAGUUUAGAUCUUGUAUAAAACAUGCAUUAUUAAAAUGAUAUAGAGAGAUUUGAAUUGUAAUAAAAAAAAAUAGAAUUAGAAUUAAAAUGUGAUGAAUUAUAAAGUUAAUUAUAGAUUGCUUAAAAAUAAAUAGAAAGGCAAACUGAAAAUAUUAAAUAAUUAUAAUAGAGCAUGAUAAAAUUGAAUUAAGAGUGUUUAAUUAAUUAUGAUAAAUAAUCUUCUUAAAUAUAAUAAUUAUUGAAUGAUUAUGCGGCAUUAGCAUAAAUUACAUAACAAUUAAAAGAUUAAAAUGAAUAGCAAAAAUUAGAGAUUGAAUUACAUAAAAAUGAAAAAGAAAAUUUAAAAUAAUAGAUAUUAAAAAUAACAAAACAACAUGAUCUAGGUCAAAUAUAAAAGCAAUGUAUAUAAUUUGAUUAAAUUAGAAAUGUCUAAAAUAAAAACAGAAAAGCCUGAUUCUAGUUUUUAUGGUCAAUCUUAAAUAAAUUAUGAUUAGUUUUAUUAGAAACAACAUUAUUAAGAUAACUUUUAGAUGGAAUUUAAAUAAAAAAAUAUAGAAGAAAUAAAUUAAAAGUAAUUUUGA
Molecule: messenger RNA, 1872 nt
Organism: Paramecium sonneborni
Lineage: Eukaryota; Ciliophora; Oligohymenophorea; Peniculida; Parameciidae
Source: the annotation of a GenBank genome assembly